Molecule: messenger RNA, 2562 nt
Organism: Paramuricea clavata
Lineage: Eukaryota; Metazoa; Cnidaria; Anthozoa; Malacalcyonacea; Plexauridae
Source: the annotation of a GenBank genome assembly
AUGUUCUCGUUCCUAACUGCUAAUAACUUUAUUGAACAUCAGAUUCAAAAAGGUUUCACUCCCAAUCUGUCUGGCACUCUGGAACACACUGCUCAAAUGACAAAUAUUAUCAACCAAGUGAGAAUAAAGCAGCGCUCUGUUGUCAUCACCCUUCUCGAUCUCAAGAAUGCUUUUGGUGAAGUGCAUCAUAAUCUAAUUCAGUCUGUCCUCGACUAUCAUCACAUUCCCAAAGACGUUAGUGAAAUAAUAAAGAGCUUGUAUACGGACUUCGAUACUGCAUUUAUGACAUCAGAAUUCUCCACCCCAUUUAUAACUGUCGGUCGUGGAGUUUUUCAAGGAGACUGUCUUAGUCCUCUAAUUUUUAAUAUAUGCAUCAAUACCUUUAUUCAACAUAUAAAAGCUGACAAAUACCGGCAAUUUGGUUUCAUUACAAAUUUUUUAAACCCAGUCCAUUGGUUCCAGUUCGCUGAUGAUGCUGCGGUAAUAAGCGGUCAAGAUUCAGAAAAUCAACAUCUUUUAAAUCGAUUCUUGAUCUGGUGCCAGUGGUCUAACAUGAUUGUCAGGGUUGAUAAGUGUUCAACAUUUGGGAUCAGGAAAAGUCUGACAAAAUCUAUCCAACAUUUACCUGAACUUCUGAUUAACAAUGAAUUGAUACCUGCCACUAAAUUGGAGAGUCGUUUCGAUACUUGGGGAAAUAUUUUGACUUCAGUAUGUCCGAAAAAAACACAAACAAAAGCUAAUCACUCUCAUGGACGACAUUAUGUCUGAAAUUGAUCUCAAACCUUUGCACCCAAAAAAUAAACUUUUGCUUUAUAGUCGUUACCUCCUAUCCAAACUUUCCUGGCAUUUCACUGUAACCACCUUAUCAAAAACCUGGGUCUCUGAAAAUAUGGAAUCUGUGGUGAACAAGUACGUACGUAAAUGGCUUGAAAUACGUAUAUCAGGAACUCUGUCUAACGUCUACAUUACCAGUAACAAGUUUGGUCUAAAUAUCUACCCGCCGUCAAUUAAGUUUGUUCAGUGCCAAACAGUUGCUCGUAACGCCUUAAAGACCUCUCCAAAUCAACCCAUAAAAGACCUCUGGAAAUCAAAAAUCUGAAAGCAAAAACAUUCAGUACGACGUCUACACCUCGACAAAGGAAGUCCUUAAAACUUUUACCUUCGGACAAGAAGACAAACUGCAGAAUUAUCUAAUUUUGCAAGGCUUCUUCUUCUCAAAUGUCAUUAAGUUUUCACUGUCGAAAUUAAACGGCAUAUGGUCUAAAUCCCAAUCAAACCUCCCAAAGAACAUCUAUAACUUCACCAUUUGUCACAUUAAUAACUUACUUCCAACUCGUAAAAACCUUACUAAAUGGGGAACAUUGUCCAACUCUGAUUGCUCCUUCUGCUUAAACCCUGAAACCCUUUUACACGUAGUUGCUGGAUGUCAAACGUACCUCCCACGAUUUACAUGGAGACAUGAUUCUGUUCUGAAUUUCAUAGCACAAACGCUACAACCUGUAAACAACUCCAAUCUUUUCGUCGAUCUUCCUGGUUGUAAAAGCCCAUCAAUUGUAACUGGUGACACAUUCCGCCCAGACCCACUUCUAUCUAUCAACUCGGAUUGUCUCUAUAUCCUUGAACGUUCUGUUGGUUAUGAGUCUAAUCUACAAACAAAUGUUGAUCGGAAAAGAAUAAGAUACGAAGAUCUCAUUACACAGCAAAAGAAACAAUUUAAGUACGUAAAAUUUGUAAAUUUGUCAAUUAGUUCUUUAGACGUUUUCUCAAAAGAAUGUCAUUCCUUUUUAGAUAUGAUAAAUGAUCUAGGUCUUGAUAAAAGACACCAAUAUUUCGCUGUCAGGAAAAUUAUGUCUAUCGCGAUUAGGACAACAUAUUAUAUAUUUUGUUGCAGAGAUAAAGACUGGUUAAAUCCGGAAUUACUGAACAUUUAAGGAUACUCAUUAUUAAUAUAUAAAUAUUAAGUAGGUUCAAGUAGUCAAUUAUAAAUUACCUAAAUUAGCGAGAUUUAUAAUUGUAUAUAUACGUAUAUAAUUUCAAUAAAGUUUCCAUUAUUAUUAUUAUUAUUAUUAUUAUUAUUAUUAUUAUUAUUAUUAUUAUUAUUAUUAUUAUUAUUAUUAUUAUUAUUAUUAUUAUUAUUAUUAUUAUUACCAUUGUAACCUUUAUGCCGACCUUCCUGGCUAUAUCAGUCCAUCUGUUAUCACCGGAGAUGAAUUGCGCCCUGAUCUUUUGAUAACACUUGAAAACAAAUAUAUUUAUAUACUUGAACUUACCGUCGGAUUUGAAUCUAAUCUCCUCACUAAUGCAACUCGAAAAAGACAAAAAUAUCAAGAUCUAAUUAACGAACAGCUCAAAAAUUAUAAAAAAGUGAAAUUUGUAAAUUUAUCGAUUAGCUCAUUAGGAGUUUUCAGCCACCCGUCGCUAGAUUUCACCGAAAUGCUGAAGGAUCUAAAGUUUGAUGAACAAUGUAGAAAGUACUAUGUUCGGAAAUUAUUAACAUAUGUAUCAGGUCCUCGUAUUAUAUAUUCUGUAAGCGUAACAAAGAAUGGGAUAACCCACAACUAA